AUGGGUCGCACAGCCCGCCGCCGCAGCAAACCCAUUUCUGACCGCCCUUCCACUGGCUAUCAGUUUGAAGUCGUCUCACUGACUACAUGGAUGAAGUCUCAUGGAUGGAAGCCUACCUGCCGGUUGGUUCCGGCCAGUUUUGCUGACACUGGACGAGGGCUUAUGGCAGCCCAAAACAUUGACGCAGGACAACCACUUGCCAUUGUACCCGGUUGUUUAGUGAUCACUGUUGACUCUGUGUCUAUGUCACCAUUUGGCAAACACUUUACCACUGUGUACAAGACACAACAAGUAUUAGCCACAUAUCUGAUGUUUGAGCUGCACAAAGGAUCUGAAUCAUUUUGGCAUAACUAUAUUGUCUCAUUGCCCACAAUCCUGUCAAAUUCAGCAUACUGCCCUGCUGAACAUUUACCCGAUGAUCUUUCAAAUAAAGUACAAGACCAUCACAACACAAUAUCAACAACGUUUAAUCAAAUCAUGUACGAAAUGUCUUCCGUUGUUUGUUCACACUGUUCAGACACUUGCAGAAAUAUAUUUACAUUUGAAGUCUAUAAAUGGGCAUGGUCCAUCGUAAAUACUAGAGCCGUUUAUAUGAGUCCAGACUGUAGCUUAAAAAAUAAAAUAAAAUUGUCAGAUGUCAACAAUCUAGCACUUGCACCAUAUAUAGAUAUGUUUAACCACUCUCCUUUAGCUUGUGUUCGGGCCAUGGUCAAUAAUUUGAAUGGUGCAUACACUAUUGUAACUGAAAAAUUAUUUAAAAAACAUUCUGAAGUGUUCAUUAACUAUGGACCACAUUCCAAUACUAAAUUAUUUUUAGAAUAUGGAUUCAUUGUUCCAUCAAAUCCACAAGAUUCUGUUAAUUUGUCAGCUAAUGAAAUCAUUUCAAAAACAGGCAAAGGUUUAAAUAAGAAUCGAAUGGAAAAACUUAGAACUUAUGAUUUAUUAGAAGGUCAUUAUUGUACAUCAGAAGGCUUAUCGUGGUCAACAAAAGUCUUGACAUACCUAUUAAUUUAUUCUGAUCGACUUAAUGAUGAAGAAUUGAAAAACCGGGUGUUUGCAAAUUUAUUUGACCAAAGUGAGGUCGAAGCUGUAUCUAAAAUUGGAACUAUGGUCGUUGAAACAAAGCUGGAAGAAAUAAAACACUGGGAAUCAAAAAUGUUGACCAUAUUAGAAAGUAAUCAGGCUGAGAAGUCAACUGGUUUUGUGGUUGCUACGGAGCUGGCUAUCUCUACUUAUAGCAUACAUCAUAACAAUGCCCUCUGCAAUCGCCAUAAGAAGCUGCUAAUUCCAAACAAACUGGCAACACUUCCAACAUGUUAUCAUAUUGGUGGUGCUCAUGUUAAAGAGAACUUGUCCUUAUUAGAACCCAAUACUAUUACAGGCAAAGAUAUGAUCUUGGGUAUGAUGCAGUACAUUUGGCCAAAGGAUGAUGUGACUAUUCGAAAACGAGUUACAUUGGCCCUCGGAUUAUUGGCUGCUGCCAAAAUGUUGAACGUAUCUGUCCCAUUCAUGCUCAAAUAUGCAAUGGACGAUCUCAACGAAAAACUUGGUUCUACCGGGGAUGCAUUGUUAACUAUGGAUUCGGCACCUGAAACUGUAUUAACUGUUGCGGCGACACUGUUGAUAUCGUAUGGUGUUUGUAGAACUGCUGCUGCUGGUAUGAAUGAACUACGUAAUGCUGUAUUUGCUAGUGUGGCUCAACAAUCCAUAAGAAAAAUUGCCAGAAAUGUUUUCUUGCAUCUUCACAGUUUAGAUCUAAGUUUCCAUUUAUCUAGACAAACUGGUGCAUUAUCUAAGGUAAUAGAUCGUGGAAGCCGGGGAAUAAACUUUGUACUUACUGCUAUGGUAUUUAAUAUUGUACCUACUGUAUUUGAAUUGACACUAGUUAGUACUAUUUUGGGAUUAAAUUGUGGUUAUCAAUUUGCUGCUUUAUCCUUUGGCUGUGUCUCUAUUUAUACAGCUUAUACUUUAUUAAUAACCCAGUGGAGGACAAAAUUCCGAAUUUUUAUGAAUCAAGCCGAAAACGAAGCUGGAAAUAAAGCUAUGGACUCGUUAAUAAAUUAUGAAACUGUUAAGUAUUUCAAUAACGAACUGUACGAAGCCAAUAGAUACGACCGUGUCUUACAAAAAUUUGAGAUGGCUUCGCUUAAGACUAGCUCAAGUCUGGCACUUUUGAAUUUUGGUCAAAAUGCCAUUUUUAGCAUAACAAUGAGCGCAGCGAUGAUAUUAGCCGCAAAACAAAUAGUUGAAGGUAACAUGACAAUUGGUGACCUGGCAAUGGUGAAUGGUCUCCUUUUCCAGCUGGCCAUGCCACUCGGAUUCCUGGGAUCUGUUUACCGUGAAGUACGACAGGCAUUGCUCGACAUGCAGUCCAUGUUUGCGAUAAUGGCAUGUGACCCAUCUGUUAAAAACCGAACGGAUGCCGUCCCGUUGUCUAUCAGUAAAGAAAACGCUUCCAUCGAAUUCCGAAACGUCAACUUUGCAUAUCAGAAUGGCAAACCUAUUUUGAAUGACCUGUCCUUUGUCGUUCCACCCGGAAAGAAAGUCGCAAUCGUUGGAGGUUCCGGUAGUGGUAAAUCCACAAUAAUCAGAUUGCUGUUCAGAUUUUUCGAACCGUCGUCGGGGGAGAUACUCAUCGGUGGCAAGAACAUCAAGGACGUUGAUAUGGAUAGUCUUCGGAAAAGCAUGGCAGUAGUUCCUCAGGAUUCGGUUUUAUUCCACGACACGAUCAUGUAUAACCUCCACUAUGGUGACAUGAGCAAGUCCGAAUCCGAAGUCAUCGAGGCGGCCAAACUUGCGGAACUUCACAACUCUGUGUUAAAGCUACCAAACGGGUAUUCGACGCAAGUGGGUGAACGGGGCCUAAUGAUAUCUGGCGGUGAAAAGCAACGGGUGUCCAUUGCCAGGGCCAUACUUAAGGACAGUCCGAUUCUGAUAUUCGACGAAGCCACAUCGUCUUUGGACUCGAUCACCGAACAGAACAUACUGAAGGCAUUGCGGCGAGCUACUAAGGAUAAAACGAGCGUGUGCAUCGCCCAUCGGCUGUCGACCAUAAAAGAUGCGGACGACAUAUUGAUAUUGCGCAACGGGAAAGUCGCUGAACGCGGCAGUCACCAGUGGCUGAUGGAGAACGCGCGUCGAGUAUUCCGAGAUGUGGAACAUUCAACAAGACACGGCCUCAGCGAAAGGCCAAUAAAAAGUGGCCUCACGUCGAAACAGCGACAGCGAAAUAGUUUUACGGCGAAGUUGCGACGGCGAAAUGGCAACGACGAAACGGCGACGGCGAUUUGUCCGUGUUCGAGUAAAUAG
Molecule: messenger RNA, 3309 nt
Organism: Macrosiphum euphorbiae (potato aphid)
Lineage: Eukaryota; Metazoa; Arthropoda; Insecta; Hemiptera; Aphididae
Source: the annotation of a GenBank genome assembly